AUGACACCUCCAGUAUACCCUCCUCCGAGGCCUCUAGUCCAGAUCCGAGUGACUCUCUGGUGGGUGUGUCCUCUAGUAGAGUACGUAUUUCAGAAGAGGUUAGCCUUUCUCUUUGACUUCACCCUUACUGCCUUCCUCAUGAUGGGAAACUUCUCGCCGGGUCACGGGUGGAGGGAGGAGGGGUUGGAACAAACCAUCCCAUUCCCAUUCGACAGAGACGAGGAGAUCCCCAUUCCAGAAGAUGACCUAUUGAACCACCCGUGUCUAAAGCAGCUGGAACGAGACCUGGAUAUUCAGCAUGCACACAUGCGGCUAUAUUCGUCUGCUCAAGAGUGGUGCUCCGGCCUUGAAGCCACGCACACCUCGACAUGCUGCUAGAAAGACAUUCAGAGACAAAACUAAAAACGCGGAGAUUUCCAGUUUCUUAGAAGACCUUCGUGAACUUGGUAUUGGUCAAUCUCAAACUGAAGAGCCAACUGAAACCACAGUACAGAAUGGAACUGAGGCAGAGGAGAGAUCAUGUUGUUCCGAUAAUUCAGAAUUGAGUUUUGGAAUACUAUUCAGUGAUAAGGACAACACAGCUGUAUGUGACAAGAUCAGAGAGUAUGAACUGUUAUAAUUAUGCGGAGAACCUUCAGAGGCAGAUCCAGUCAAACAGACUCUCACUCAUGGCACUAGAGCUGCUCUCCUUCAUCAGCUCUUAUCAGGAUGUCCCCUUCUUUAUGGAAGGCUUGGAGAGCUCCCACUUCACAGACUCUGCCCCAAGCACGCCCCCAAUCCCCAUGCCAACCAGAAACCUCAUGUUCCACAACAGGGCCUUAGCAGACUGAGAUAAUUAAAACUAUUGGGCAAUAAUUAUAGCAAUUUGUGUUUGUAUGAUUGUGAAUAAAUAAUUGUAUAAUUA
Messenger RNA from Halichondria panicea, 904 nucleotides. RefSeq lists its product as uncharacterized. The record is from RefSeq and is a predicted model, not a curated record. The transcript has 6 exons. Bases 1 to 378 code for a protein of 125 amino acids. NCBI's taxonomy places the organism in Eukaryota, Metazoa, Porifera, Demospongiae, Suberitida, Halichondriidae.